AGCACACUUGCUGCCUUCUGUGCUUUGUGUCACAGAAUUGUGGCAGAAUAAUUCAGACUAAGAGCAGGAAGACACCUGCAACAUGGACAUAAGAAGGAGGAAAUGCCAUCGUUAUGGGGGGUUAAUUUUCUCUCUUCUCAUCUUGUACAUAGUGGUCCACUACCUCCUGUACCCAGAAUGGUGGUGGAGGUCGCCUGCUCUACUACACCUUAAAGGCGAAAACACAACCGUCAUUUUAGUAUGGUACUGGCCCUUUUAUAUGCAGAUCAAACAAAACCCAACUGUCUGCAACCACUAUGGCAUACGUGACUGCCUACUUGUGACCGAUCGGGCUUGGUUCCCCCAUGCAGACUUUGUGGUGUUCCACAACCGGGAGCUGGUUGGAGGUGAGGAGUUUCUGCCGAUCCACCUUCGCAGGCCCCGUGAGCAGCGUUGGGUAUGGUUGUCCCUGGAGAGCCCAGAUCAUAAUGGCAACCUGCUGUGGUUUUCUGGCUUUUUCAAUGCCACCAUGUCUUACCGUCGCAAUGCCGAUUUUUAUGUGCCGUACGGAAGGCUGGUGCCAAGAACUGUGAGAGGGUUGGGAGUCGAUGACUUCAUACCAAAGAAGAAAUCGGCACUGGCUUGUUGGGUGGUCAGUAACUACAUGGAGGAACAUAGGAGAACUUCUGUGUAUCAACAACUUGCGGCUGUUGUCCCAGUGGAGGUGUACGGGAGUGGCAUAGGCAGGCCCCUUUCUUCAGAGGACCUGCUGCCCACAAUAUCUCAAUGCUACUUCUACCUGUCUUUUGAGAACUCGAUGCACAAGGACUACAUCACAGAGAAGUUCUGGAAAAAUGCCCUACUGGGCGGUGCUGUGCCCGUGGUGCUGGGCCCGCGGAGGGAGGAAUACGAGGCUGUGGUGCCCAAGAAUGCCUUCAUCCAUGUGGAUGACUUUGACUCUGUGAAGAAGCUGGGAGAGUUCCUCCUCAACCUGGCCAAAGACAAACAACGUUAUGCCUCAUACUUUACCUGGCACUUAAACUACACUGUGAAUCGUUUUAAUGAUUGGCAAGAGGAGUUUUGUAAAAUUUGCCCACAGGCUGGCAGCCUUCCGCCUCAAAAAGUGUACGAUAAUGCGUACUUGUUGGAGAUGUAGAGACAAGGUGCCCAGGUGUUCACAAGGGGAUUGUGUUGAUGUGCCAGCAGGCCAACUGGUUUUCAUUGAAAUUAAAUGUACAUCACAAUAUUCUCUUUACGCUUUGUUCGUAUGAAUACAAAACUGAACAUUUCCUUUCAACGGUGCAUAAGGUGUGUGA
Molecule: messenger RNA, 1295 nt
Organism: Engraulis encrasicolus (European anchovy)
Lineage: Eukaryota; Metazoa; Chordata; Actinopteri; Clupeiformes; Engraulidae
Product: alpha-(1,3)-fucosyltransferase 7-like
Exons: 2
Coding region: 83-1135 (350 amino acids)
Cellular component (GO): membrane
Molecular function (GO): alpha-(1->3)-fucosyltransferase activity
Source: RefSeq, a predicted model, not a curated record